AUGGGCAGUACCGGCGACAAGAUCACCCUCUACACCAACCACCGCUGCCCUUGGGCGCACCGCGCACAUAUUGUGUUCAAGGAGCUCGGUCUGCAGUAUGAAGAAGUCAUCAUCGACCUUGAUACACCACGCGAGCCAUGGUACCUUGAAAUAAACCCCCGCGGCCUAGUGCCAGCAAUCAAGUUCAACGACCAAAUCAUUACUGAAUCCGGCGUUGUCGCGCGCUUUCUCGCUGACGCGUACCCCUCGCACCUUGUCCCCAACACCGGUAAUGUCGACGCCGCGCUGACACGUGCGCGCAUCAAUUUCUUCGUCGACACUUGGUUCGACAAGGUGGGAAGCUACUGGUUCCAGAUUCUGCGCGCCGAGGACGAGGCCAAGAAGGAUGAGCUCGUCAAGGAAUUCCUGGACAAGGUGACCAAAGAGAUUGAGCCGCUGCUCCAGGACGCAGCACCUUUCUUUGGUGGCAGCAGCAAGGUGACACUCGCGGAGGCCUUAACUGCACCAUUUGUCCUGCGAAUUCACUCGUUCUCGAAGCACGAGUUGCUGCCGAAGAGUGUGCAUGAGGGGCUUGACGCGCUGCCCAACUUCAAGAAGUGGGCACAGGCGGUCAUUACGCAGGAGAGUGUCACGUACAUCUGGAACGAGGAGGAAGUCAUUUCUUCGACGAAGAAAAGGAUUGAGGGCUUGAAGUCGGCGGCUAAGUGAGCCUAUCGAGGGAUGGAAUUGAGCGUACAAUGACAAUUGCAGGCUGUGACACAUAGCACGACGAUGUGUCUAUCUAUCAGUUUUGAUUGAGUCGUCAAUGAAGACAUGCGUUAUCUACAAGAACAAAUGGAUAUACAGAAAGCCGAACUACAUGAUGUUUUCCAUAAGGCAUCUGUGGUGACGAUGCUAAUUUGCGAAGUAGCGAGACCUUGAGAAGCAAACACGCCAGAUCGGCUAUGUGAGGGGUAGAUCAAGUGUGCCGACGAUGGCCAC
Messenger RNA from Boeremia exigua, 981 nucleotides. RefSeq names its product glutathione-S-transferase-like protein omega 1. Lineage: Eukaryota; Fungi; Ascomycota; Dothideomycetes; Pleosporales; Didymellaceae. Gene Ontology annotation, cellular component: cytoplasm. The transcript has 2 exons. The record is from RefSeq and is a predicted model, not a curated record. The coding region runs from base 1 to 708 and encodes 235 amino acids.